AUGAAUUCUGUUAGUCGUAUAACUUACCCUGAUUAUGAUGUAAUUAAGAUAACUCCUAUAGAGAAGAAGUGUGAGUUACAUGAAGAGUUUUGCGCAAUGCUUGAUAAGAAUGAAGGUGAUAUAAUUAAAUUUUUGCAAACUCUAAACUGUGAAGGUUACUCCUAUUAUGAUCCGACUAAACGUAAGAAGAUCGUAAAUCAAUAUAUAAACCUUCAGAUAUAUUUGAAUAGAAGUACAUAUUCAAAAGUUGAAGUCUGGUGCUCAAUCAGUCAAUGUGAAAUAGCCAAAAAUAUAUUUGCACGAUUUCCCACAAACCUCAUGAGUAAUGAUAUAUUUAAUAGUAAAUUAGAUGGGUUGUAUAGUAAGAGACACUUUUAUGCAGUGAAAUCAUAUUGCAAGGCUUAUUUAGCACGUCGUAAUAUUGUCUUUCAGUCUUGUGGAGUAAUCAAAACUCAAUUACAUUGUGCUUUAAAUGAGAUUAGGAUACUUCAAAAUAUAUCAAAAUAUGAUCCAACAAACUCAUAUAUUAUAAAACUUCAUGAAGUUUUAGAUUCAUACCCUCAAUCAAAAGUACAUGGAAAACUUUAUUUGGUUUUAGAUUUUUGUCCUUUAGGUUCUUCUAUGCGUCUAACAAUUCCACCAAGAAAUCAUCCAUGGAAUAGCUUUGAUUGUAUUGACACAAUAACUCCAAGAAAUUCAACUCAUAUGUUAUUAUCUUCUUAUAAUGAUGAAGAAACUGAAGAUUCAAAACUAGUAUAUGUUUCACCACUACGCUCAGGACUAAGUGAAAAUGUAGUUAAAAAAUUUACUAUGUGUGCUGCAAUUGCUAUAGUUAAAUUACAUGAAUUAGAUAUUGUUCAUCGUGAUAUUAAGCCUGACAACUUUUUGAUUACAAGUGAUGGUAAUGUUGUGCUGGCAGACUUUAAUUCUGCAGAAGAUAUAUCGAAAACAAAUGGCUUAAUUUUACAAACAAGUGGUACAUAUGCUUUUUUCCCUCCAGAAUGUUGUGAUAUUAAUAACAAAAGAUUUCAAUUUGAUGAAAUACAAGGUAAACCAACAGAUAUGUGGGCUUUAGGAGUAACAAUAUGGUGCUGGUUAUAUGGCACAUUACCAUUUCAAGGUUCAAGUAUCCUCGAAUUAUUUGAUGAAAUCGUAAAAUGUCAAUAUACCUUUCCAGAUUAUCCUAAACUAUCAUCCCAGGGUUAUUCUACAAUUAACCAUUUAUUAGAUCCUGAUCCAAAAACAAGAUGGACUGCAAAACAAUUAUUACAAUCAGACUGGUUAAAUGGGUCUAAAUAUUGUCAAUAG
Molecule: messenger RNA, 1308 nt
Organism: Cryptosporidium muris RN66
Lineage: Eukaryota; Apicomplexa; Conoidasida; Eucoccidiorida; Cryptosporidiidae
Product: protein kinase domain-containing protein
Exons: 1
Coding region: 1-1308 (435 amino acids)
Biological process (GO): protein phosphorylation; mitotic DNA damage checkpoint signaling
Cellular component (GO): nucleus; cytoplasm
Molecular function (GO): protein serine/threonine kinase activity; ATP binding
Source: RefSeq, a predicted model, not a curated record